This is a messenger RNA of Phoenix dactylifera (date palm), 1855 nucleotides long. RefSeq names its product succinate--CoA ligase [ADP-forming] subunit beta, mitochondrial. Lineage: Eukaryota; Viridiplantae; Streptophyta; Magnoliopsida; Arecales; Arecaceae. Gene Ontology annotation, cellular component: mitochondrion; succinate-CoA ligase complex. The record is from RefSeq and is a predicted model, not a curated record. Gene Ontology annotation, molecular function: ATP binding; metal ion binding; succinate-CoA ligase (ADP-forming) activity. Gene Ontology annotation, biological process: succinyl-CoA metabolic process; tricarboxylic acid cycle.
GGUGCACUGGCGAUGCAGCGGAAGCUAAAAUCCUUGCGGGUCAGAAUUUUUUAUAAAAGAAAAAGAAAGCCUCGAGGUCGGAGUAAGAACGGUCCGAGGGAGCUUAUUUAGAAGGACCACGACGAAAACGAAGGCCAGGGUCAGAUCGGUUGUUCCCUUCGUUGUCUGUUCCUCUUUUAUUCUUCCCGCUAGGGUUUCCACGAUUCGAGGGUUUGCUCUUGGUUUGGCGAUCUAGUAGGAAGAAUGGUCAGGGGAUCUAUCGGAAAGCUCGUAUCCGGGUCUCUCUCGCUCGCCGGCAGAUGGCAGCAGCAACAGCUGCGGCGUCUCAACAUCCACGAAUACCAGGGUGCUGGAUUGAUGUCAAAAUAUGGAAUAAAUGUACCAAGGGGAGUUGCCGUUGGCUCUGCUGAGGAGGUGAAAAAGGCCAUCCAGGAUGUUUUCCCCAACGAAAAGGAGUUGGUAGUGAAAAGCCAAAUUCUUGCUGGUGGCCGAGGCUUGGGAACCUUCAAGAGCGGACUUAAGGGUGGAGUGCAUAUUGUUAAAACUGAAGAGGUGGAAGAUAUUGCUGGUAAAAUGCUCGGCCAGAUUCUGGUUACCAAACAAACUGGCCCCCAAGGAAAGAUUGUGAGCAAGGCAUACUUGUGUGAGAAGCUAUCACUUGUUAAUGAGAUGUACUUCGCCAUCACCCUUGACCGUGCAACGGCUGGUCCGCUCAUCAUAGCUUGUAGAAAGGGAGGAACUAGCAUUGAAGAUCUUGCGGAAAAGUUUCCUGACAUGAUCAUCAAGGUCCCGGUUGAUGUUUUCAAGGGAAUCACAGAUGAAGAUGCCGGAAAAGUUGUUGACGGUUUAGCACCUAAGGUAGCAGACAGAAAUGCUUGCAUAGAACAAGUGAAGAAGCUUUACAAACUCUUUUGUGAAUGUGAUUGCACGUUGUUGGAGAUAAAUCCAAUUGCCGAGACAUCUGAUAACCAGCUAGUAGCAGCUGAUGCAAAGUUGAACUUUGACGACAAUGCUGCUUUCCGUCAGAAAGAGAUAUUUGCUCUCCGUGAUCCAUCCCAGGAAGAUCCUAGAGAGGUUGCUGCUGCCAAAGCCGAUCUGAACUAUAUUGGAUUGGAUGGAGAGAUUGGAUGUAUGGUUAAUGGUGCAGGAUUGGCUAUGGCUACAAUGGAUAUAAUAAAAUUGCAUGGUGGUACUCCUGCCAAUUUUCUUGAUGUUGGUGGAAAUGCGUCAGAAGGCCAGGUGGUUGAAGCAUUCAAAAUAUUAACAUCUGAUGACAAAGUGAAGGCGAUUUUGGUCAACAUAUUUGGUGGAAUCAUGAAAUGUGAUGUGAUAGCAAGCGGAAUUGUUAAUGCAGCCAAACAGGUUUCACUGAAAGUACCCGUGGUUGUUCGCUUAGAAGGCACCAAUGUUGAUCAGGGGAAGAGAAUUCUCAAGGAGAGUGAGAUGGCCUUGAUCACGGCAGAAGAUUUGGAUGAUGCUGCAGAGAAAGCUGUAAUAGCCGCGUCAAGCUAAGAAUUACUAAGACCAAUAUGAUUCCUGUUUUUUUUUUUUUUUGUUUUUUUUUUGUUUUUAAAAAGAAGAAACCCGGUGCUCCGAUGAUUUGCUAGGAGCGCUCACUGCAUUUUUGGGAAAUGUUCUGUCAAGAAUUUUCACGUGUCAUCUCGAUGCCAACCCUUUGAAUGAAGUGGUUUGGUUCUAGGAAUAAUGAAAGCUGACCGGUAGGGGAGUUCUUGGGGUCCAUGGCUAGAUCAGUAUGCUGUGGCUCUUCAACAUUAUUGGUCAUGCAACUUUUCUUUCUUCCCCAAAUAAUUAUUUUUCUUCAAUUAAAGAAAUGAGGUGAAAGACAUUGGGACAA